Messenger RNA from Triplophysa dalaica, 840 nucleotides. RefSeq names its product somatostatin receptor type 1-like. Gene Ontology annotation, cellular component: membrane. Bases 1 to 840 code for a protein of 279 amino acids. The record is from RefSeq and is a predicted model, not a curated record. Gene Ontology annotation, molecular function: G protein-coupled receptor activity. NCBI's taxonomy places the organism in Eukaryota, Metazoa, Chordata, Actinopteri, Cypriniformes, Nemacheilidae. Gene Ontology annotation, biological process: phospholipase C-activating G protein-coupled receptor signaling pathway; positive regulation of Rho protein signal transduction. The transcript has a single exon.
AUGAAUAACUCCACAGUGAACCUCCCCAUAAGUGAAUCAUCCAUAAACUCUACGACUCUUUUCAUUGGGCAGAUAAGCUUUCUGGAAGUGUCCUUGUGUAGCAUCAAUCUUCUGUUUGGUCUUCCUUUACACUCCUAUGUUAUAUGGCUCAUCGUUACACAAGCUGGAAUUUCAACAGACUUCUUCAGCCUCAAUCUCUCUGUCUGUGAGAUCGGUGUCUGCAUAGAUAGUUUGUUCACUAUAUUGUCGCUUUGGUUUUCAAGUCUGGAGAUGUUGGCGCUACUUUUAUCAGGGCUAGGCAUGACCGGCCGUCCUCUGUUUCAGUGUAUGAUCUGUGUUGAGCGUUACCUUGCAGUGGUUCAUCCCGUAACCUUUCUGAAGUUCAGACCUCUGAGAUAUAGAGCCAUCUUCUCCACUGCUGGCUGGGCCAUUUGUCUUUGCUUCUGUUUCAGCUGCAUAUUUCUUUUGGUAUCAUAUAAGAUGUAUGUUUAUGCAUGGUUCUUCUCUGUACCCAUGAUCCUCGUCCUCUCCAUUAAGUUGUUUUGUUGUCUGGCUGUUCUAAGAGCUUUGAAGCAGUCAGGACCAGGAGAGAGAGGGAGAGAGAGAGAGGAUGAGAACCUAAGAAAGAAAAGAGUGUUUCAACAUAUUCUAAUAAUUACAGUGACAAUGAUAAUCAUAUAUAUUCCAUUUACUCUUGCAGGGUUUAUUUUCAUUUUCACAAAUCAGUAUAUUCCGGCUCUUUGGCUUAUUGGUGUGAUUUCCUACACCCUGGCUGCUUUUGUUCAGCCUGUGCUUUAUCUGCUUCGGUAUGGAAAAAUCCCCUGCUUUCCUAAACCAUGA